AAUUCUUUGGCAUUUGUUGGACGACCAACCCAGAACGUUGAGCCCUAAACCCUCCUUAUCCUCUAUCUCUUCUCUCUCUCACUCACUCUCUCAUCAUGUCUGCUGCAAAUACAGCUUUCAUGAAACCCCUAUCAAUGACCGAAUGCUGUAUAUCCUUUGUGCCAACCAAAACCACAUAUCCAUUUCUCAUACCACCCUCAAAACCCAUCAAACUCAUUCGCUUAUCUUCAUCAUCGCCUUCAUGGGUCUCUCUGAGACACAAGAUCUCACCAUCAAGUAUUGUCCCAUUCGUUGCACAGACGUCAGAUUGGGCCCAAGAGGAAGAAAAGUCAGUUGAAGGGUUUAAGUGGGGAGAGCAGACUGUAGAGGACACAGAGGGUAGUGCUACUUCUUGGGGAGGAGAGGGUGAAGAAGAGAUUGGGGUUUUGGGGGAGAAUGAAGAUGGGUCUUUUACAGAGCCACCAGAGGAGGCUAAGCUUUUUGUUGGGAACUUGCCUUUCGAUAUUGAUAGUGAGAAAUUGGCUCAAUUAUUCGAUCAGGCCGGGGUUGUUGAGAUUGCUGAGGUGAUUUACAAUAGGGAUACAGAACAGAGUCGAGGGUUCGGAUUCGUAACAAUGAGUACUGUAGAACAAGCUGAGAAGGCCGUGGAAAUGUUCCACCGUUUUGAAGUAAAUGGAAGGUUUUUAACGGUAAAUAAAGCUGCUCCAAGAGGGUCACGUCCAGAAAGAGUUCCUAGAGCAUUUGAACCCUCUUUCAGAAUUUAUGUCGGUAACCUGCCAUGGCAAGUGGAUAAUGCUCGGCUGGAGCAGGUCUUCAGCGAACAUGGCAAGGUGGUGGAUGCUAGGGUUGUGUAUGAUCGAGACAGUGGGCGUUCACGUGGAUUUGGCUUUGUAACAAUGUCUAGUGAAACAGAACUGAAUGAUGCAAUUGCUGCUCUUGAUGGACAGAAUUUGGAUGGCAGGGCGAUCAGGGUAAAUCUAGCUGAGGAACGACCAAGGCGUAGCUCCUUUUGAAUUGAAGAUGAUUAUUUUUUGGUGGCUUACGUGUACUCUUAAUGUCCCGCAGAUUCUUUCAGGGAGUAGAAAUUGCAGUUUCUUUCUUUCUUAUAUCUUCAUGCUAGUACGUUUAUUUUACGAGGGUGGGAGUUUCUCAAAAUGUGUUUUUUUUUCUACAAAUUUUUUUCCUCAUUGUGUUUUUUUUUCCUUCUUAACUUGUCAAUGAGGUAAUACUAUUAUUGUUCAAUUCCGUUUGUUAGUUUCUGUGUAUUUGAUACCACACUGGGUGACUAUAAUUUAUUUAUUUAAAAGGUGCAUUUAUUAAAA
Cornus florida is the source of this 1322-nucleotide messenger RNA. RefSeq names its product 28 kDa ribonucleoprotein, chloroplastic-like. The coding region runs from base 96 to 1013 and encodes 305 amino acids. Gene Ontology annotation, cellular component: cytosol. The record is from RefSeq and is a predicted model, not a curated record. NCBI's taxonomy places the organism in Eukaryota, Viridiplantae, Streptophyta, Magnoliopsida, Cornales, Cornaceae. Gene Ontology annotation, molecular function: mRNA binding. The transcript is spliced from 4 exons.